Messenger RNA from Psylliodes chrysocephalus, 1431 nucleotides. The record is from the annotation of a GenBank genome assembly. NCBI's taxonomy places the organism in Eukaryota, Metazoa, Arthropoda, Insecta, Coleoptera, Chrysomelidae.
CAGCCUCGCAGAGUCCGCUUCACUCUCCCGACCACAGAUGGCGUAUCGCGCACGAUUUCUACCACCUGCACGGUUCCUCCGCCAAUAUUCUCAUCCACCACUACCACCAGCAGCAGCAGCAUCAGCCACAGCGACAAAUACACGACGCUACCGCGCCGCCAAAACAACAGCAACAGCGUCGUCGUACUCGACAAAAAACCUCGUGACGGUUUCAGUCGCUUCAGUAGACGAUCCGAAAGCUGCGAUAAGCGUCGCGACGGCUCGUGUAGCGAGAAACAGCGUCGGGACGUCGGUGUACACGAUGAUUACGCGUCGUUUUUGAACGGGAGUACUGCGAGUGUCCUAGUUACCGCUUCUCCUGGUGUUAGAAAUCGAGUUCAUCCGACUGGAAGAUACCUAAGAGGCACGCUGUCACCAACGGCCAACGCUCUGCCCCACGCGGCUGCCUCCCCGGAGUGUCAGGCCCUUCUGAGGGCGGCCCGCGAUGGGGACGACCACCUGUUAAGGGAUCUUUUGCGAACUGCUUUGGACGACGGUAUAGCCGAGGCCGAUUUGAACGCCGUCGAUUCCAGCGGAAGGACGAUAUUAAGCUACAUCGCUUCCAACGGAUCGAUAGAUUUAUUAGAACAAAUAUUACAUUUGCCCGGAUUGGACCCAAAUAAACCAGACAAUGAGGGCAAUUCUCCGUUACAUUUCGCUGCUCAGGCGGGACAAAUCGAGUGCCUAAAUUGCAUGCUGAGCCGGUGCAGAGGCAUAGAAAUAGACGCGCGGAAUAAUUUAGGUUUUACUCCAUUAAUGAAGGCUGCCCUACAAGGAAGAAAUAAAUGUGCCAAACUCCUGCUAUUCGGAGGAGCCAAUCCCACGUUGCGUGACAACGGCCGCGGUUUCAGAGCUGACCAAUGGGCCAGAUUUUGCGGCCGGUACGUUUGUGCAGACGUUAUCGAGAAGCACGCGAGACAGCGGUUACUAGAACGAUCCACUUCCUACGGGAAUUGGGGCGGGGAUAACGAGUUGGGAGCCAGGGUGCUGAUGGGGAAAGUAAUUCCGAUUCCCAUCAUUCCGCAACAGCAGUCACAAGGUCUGAAAUCGAAACUUAGAAGGGUAUUCCGCACGUCUUCCAGUCCGACACAAGACACCUUCUCGAGCGCCAGACUGGUGACGCAACUGACGUCGGCCGCUCUAUGCGCCAGCUCCCCCGUUCUUCCAUCCGGCCCCACCUGCCCUCCAGUGGUCAAAUCGCUCAUCCGCCCGCUUACGGUGCCCCGGUUGCAGAUCACGCUCGUGAACAACAACGCCGACCUCCCCAACAAUAAUAACAACAACGGCGUCGCUAAGAGUCAGAAGGGUAACGCGCACGUUUCUGCGACAGAGGGUAAGGAAGAAGCGCCUACGGGAGUUAUCAAGCCUGCUAGGAGUAAGAAGAAAAAAUAG